Messenger RNA from Macaca mulatta (Rhesus monkey), 2998 nucleotides. NCBI's taxonomy places the organism in Eukaryota, Metazoa, Chordata, Mammalia, Primates, Cercopithecidae. The record is from RefSeq and is a predicted model, not a curated record.
GGGGGGCGGUGCUUGGGGAUCCUGCGCACUGCGCGCGCCCCUCCCCCGCGCGGCUCCGGGCACAGCCCCGGCCCGGCGCGAGUAGGAGGAGGAGCUGCGGCGGCCGCGGCCACUCCGGCAGGUCCGCGGUACUGCCAGAACCCGCCGACGGCGCGGGCUGCUGGUCCCCGCUGGGAGGAGGCGCGGGCGGCCCCGGGACCAUGGAGUCUGGUGACGCGGCGCGCCCUGGCUCGGGUCGGGCUACCGGGGCGCCGCCGCCGCGGCUGCUGCUGCUGCCGCUGCUGCUGGGUCGGGGGCUGCAAGUCGCGGCCGCGGCCUCGGCCUCCUCCUCUGGGGCGGCGGCUGAGGACAGCAGCGCCAUGGAGGAGCUCGCUACUGAGAAGGAGGCGGAGGAGAGCCACCGGCAAGACAGCGUGAGCCUGCUCACCUUCAUCCUGCUGCUCACGCUCACCAUCCUCACCAUCUGGCUCUUCAAGCACCGCCGGGUGCGCUUUCUGCACGAGACCGGGCUGGCCAUGAUCUAUGGGCUCAUUGUUGGGGUGAUCCUGAGGUAUGGUAUCCCUGCUACCAGUGGCCGUGACAAAUCACUCAGCUGUACUCAGGAAGACAGGGCCUUCAGUACCUUAUUAGUGAAUGUCAGCGGAAAGUUCUUCGAAUACACUCUGAAAGGAGAAAUCAGCCCUGGCAAGAUCAACAGCGUAGAGCAGAAUGAUAUGCUACGGAAGGUAACAUUCGAUCCAGAAGUAUUUUUCAACAUUCUUCUGCCUCCAAUUAUUUUUCAUGCUGGAUACAGCUUAAAGAAGAGACACUUUUUCAGAAAUCUUGGGUCUAUACUGGCCUAUGCCUUCUUGGGGACUGCUGUUUCAUGCUUCAUUAUUGGAAAUCUCAUGUAUGGUGUGGUGAAGCUCAUGAAGAUUAUGGGACAGCUCUCUGAUAAAUUUUACUACACAGAUUGUCUCUUUUUUGGAGCAAUCAUCUCUGCCACUGACCCAGUGACUGUGCUGGCAAUAUUUAAUGAAUUGCAUGCAGACGUGGAUCUUUACGCACUUCUUUUUGGAGAGAGUGUCCUAAAUGAUGCCGUUGCCAUUGUACUGUCCUCGUCUAUUGUUGCCUACCAGCCAGCAGGACUGAACACUCACGCCUUUGAUGCUGCUGCCUUUUUUAAGUCAGUUGGCAUUUUUCUAGGUAUAUUUAGUGGCUCUUUUACCAUGGGAGCUGUGACUGGUGUUGUGACUGCUCUAGUGACUAAGUUUACCAAACUGCACUGCUUCCCCCUGCUGGAGACAGCGCUCUUCUUCCUCAUGUCCUGGAGCACGUUUCUUUUGGCAGAAGCCUGCGGAUUUACAGGUGUUGUAGCUGUCCUUUUCUGUGGAAUCACACAAGCUCAUUACACCUACAACAAUCUGUCGGUGGAAUCAAGAAGUCGAACCAAGCAGCUCUUUGAGGUGUUACAUUUCCUGGCAGAGAACUUCAUCUUCUCCUACAUGGGCCUGGCACUGUUUACCUUCCAGAAGCACGUUUUCAGCCCCAUUUUCAUCAUUGGCGCUUUUGUUGCCAUCUUCCUGGGCAGAGCUGCGCACAUCUACCCGCUUUCCUUCUUCCUCAACUUGGGCAGAAGGCAUAAGAUUGGCUGGAAUUUUCAACACAUGAUGAUGUUUUCAGGCCUCAGGGGAGCAAUGGCAUUUGCGUUGGCCAUCCGUGACACGGCAUCCUAUGCUCGCCAGAUGAUGUUCACGACCACCCUUCUCAUCGUGUUCUUCACCGUCUGGAUCAUUGGAGGAGGCACAACACCCAUGUUGUCAUGGCUUAACAUCAGAGUUGGUGUUGACCCCGAUCAAGACCCACCACCCAACAAUGACAGCUUUCAAGUCUUACAAGGGGACGGCCCAGAUUCUGCCAGAGGAAACCGGACAAAACAGGAGAGCGCAUGGAUAUUCAGGCUGUGGUACAGCUUUGAUCACAAUUACCUGAAGCCCAUCCUCACACACAGCGGCCCCCCACUAACCACCACGCUCCCUGCCUGGUGUGGCUUGCUGGCUCGAUGUCUGACCAGUCCCCAGGUGUAUGAUAACCAAGAGCCACUGAGAGAGGAAGACUCCGAUUUCAUCCUGACCGAAGGCGACCUGACAUUGACGUACGGGGACAGCACAGUGACUGCAAAUGGCUCCUCAAGUUCGCACACCGCCUCCACGAGUCUGGAGGGCAGCCGGAGAACGAAGAGCAGCUCGGAGGAAGUGCUGGAGCGAGACCUGGGAAUGGGAGACCAGAAGGUUUCGAGCCGGGGCACCCGCCUAGUGUUUCCUCUGGAAGAUAAUGCUUGACUUUCCCCCCAAACCCUGGCACGAUGGGGUAGGCUCCCGAUUGGGUGAGGACGGCCUAGUGUUGUUUGAGGUGGGGCAGUGACUAGGUUGAACUAACUCUUCUAUUUUAUUGGAGUCUGAAGCUAUCGUAACACUUAAAAUUUAAUUCACAAUGCAGAUGGUGAGGCAAAAGUGUCUCUAAAUUCAGACAAAUAUAGACCUAUUCCCACUUUUUUUCACAUAGUGCGCUGUUUCAGAGUUAAACAAAAAAAUAGCAUGCUUUAAUGGUCUCCUAAUUCAUUCACCUGCAGUAUCUGAACAAGGCGAGGCAGGUGCUGGGCGGGGGAUUCCUCCCAUGAGAGGCUGCAUCUCAGUACACAGCAGUGCAAGUCAAGCUGACCAUAGAAAUAUCAAGUUAAAGAGAAGGAAGGCAAUUGAGAUCGGAACUCCAAGGAUUAUGGGAAACUGGUGUUAAAUGGGACAGAAAACAUGAAAAAGCAAUUUGAGUGGAGGCUCUGGCAACGAAGGCUGCUUGACUGCAACCUCAUAUCAGCAUUCCUGACUUUAUGCUGCCUGUGUUUUUUCUAGACUGAAGAUUUGAAAAUACAUCCAUGAACAUUUCAACAUGGAACAAAGAAUUAUAGUUCCUUCUCUGGUGAUAUCCAUAAAGAAGUAGUUAUGAAAUGUUUAAAACCAAA